This is a messenger RNA of Durusdinium trenchii, 591 nucleotides long. The record is from the annotation of a GenBank genome assembly. Lineage: Eukaryota; Dinophyceae; Suessiales; Symbiodiniaceae.
AUGGCAAGCGUGCUUUGUCAAAAUGGCUGUGGCCGCGACUGCGGCAAGGGUGCUGAUGGUCGAGCGUACCUGAAAAAGGAGCGCGGCUUGUGCGGCCACGACAUUGACUGCGACAUCCGUGCCAAUGAAGCUGUUUGCCCUCCUUGGUACUGGAAGUCCGCGGCCGUUUGGCCUGAGCCUUUCCACGAGGAGGUCGGUACCUCAGAGGAGGCAGCAAAGGCCAUUUCGCACAGCAACUUCCUGCCCAGCAGUGGUGGUUGUUUUGGCUCUGGUAUCUAUUUCGCAGACGAUGCGCGAAAGAGCAACCAAUAUGCCAGCAGAACAGAGCUUCAGCUGAAAUUGGACAGAGCAAAGUCCAGCAAGAUGCGGGCCAAGGCAGAAGACCAGAAGAUCAUGCUCUUGUGUCGAGUGGCCCUGGGCGGUGUGAAGGUCUUGCCCGAAGGCCAAGAUCGCAGCGCAGAUCGCUUUGCUGCCGAUCCGUCGAUCGACUCCAUUCUUGGCACCACCGAUGCCAAAGAGUUCGUUGUGUACGAUUCUGCUCAGAUCUAUCCGGAGUACAUCAUGUGCCCCACUGGUGAGGGGCGAGGGUGA